Thunnus maccoyii (southern bluefin tuna) is the source of this 3071-nucleotide messenger RNA. RefSeq names its product YOD1 deubiquitinase (gene yod1). The record is from RefSeq and is a predicted model, not a curated record. NCBI's taxonomy places the organism in Eukaryota, Metazoa, Chordata, Actinopteri, Scombriformes, Scombridae. Bases 108 to 1013 code for a protein of 301 amino acids. The transcript is spliced from 3 exons. Gene Ontology annotation, molecular function: protein binding; cysteine-type deubiquitinase activity. Gene Ontology annotation, cellular component: nucleus; cytosol. Gene Ontology annotation, biological process: endoplasmic reticulum unfolded protein response; protein deubiquitination.
GACAGAGAGCGUCAUGAGGUCAUAGAGACGUCGACUGACGUUCUACACAUCAGUCUCUCACUGGAUGUUUAUUGUUUGAGGAAGGGCUGCAGUCAACGGCAGGCAGGAUGUUGCGGCUUCGCUGUAAGACCAAAAAUGGGAGCCACAUAAUGCAAGGCUUGACUCAUCAGUCCUGUGUGCAAGAGCUGAAGAGAAAGGUGGAGGAGCUGACUGGUAUCCCCUGUGACGUGCAGAAAAUUAUGGUUGGUUACCCUCCCUCCAGUCUUGAUCUUCGAAACGGAGAUGCUCACCUCAAGGACUACCCCAUCAAAUCAGGUGACACACUCAUUGUCGAGGAAGAAAAAAACAAGCCAAAGCCUCAGGAUCAUUCCACUGUGACUAAAGCACCGCGCCUAGAAGCCUCACCCAUUCUGGCACGUCGAGUGGUCCCAGCUGAUAACUCCUGCCUAUUCACCAGUGUGUAUUAUGUGGUGGAAGGCGGUGUAUACGACCUUGCUUGUGCCCCUGAGAUGCGCGGCCUCAUCGCUCAGAUAGUGUCGAGUGACCCGGCAGCAUACUCUGAAGCAGUGCUGGGAAAGACCAACGAGGAGUACUGCUCUUGGAUAAGACGUGAUGACACCUGGGGCGGAGCCAUCGAGGUGUCCAUCCUGUCCAAGUUUUACCAGUGUGAGAUCUGUGUGGUGGACACUCAGACAGUCCGAGUGGAUCGAUUCGGGGAGGAUGCCGGCUACCAUAAACGCGUGCUGCUCAUCUACGACGGCAUCCACUAUGAUCCGCUUCAGAAAGAGACCCCCGGCGCUGACGCCCCGCCCCAGACUAUCUUCUCCACCACAGAUGAUGUAAUCCUGGCUCAGGCCCUUGAGUUGGCAGACGAAGCUCGCCGCAAGCGGCAGUUCACGGACGUUAACCGCUUUGCAUUGCGCUGUAUGGUGUGCCAGACGGGCCUGGUGGGACAAAAGGAAGCCCGAGAGCAUGCCAAGGAGACAGGCCACACCAAUUUUGGCGAAGUGUGAAAGUUCUUUAGUCUUUUUUUUUUUCCCUCUCACAAAAACAACCACCAACCCUGUGCCCCACAUCUGGCAAAUCUGUUGGUCUAUUUGUCUGCUUGUGUGAUCCUCUACCUCACAUUGUCCAGUGACAUCUAUGGAGAAUUUGCAGACUGUGUGUUAAGCCUCGAACCGGUUCAGUAUUACCUUUUUAACUGCUGUCAGUUUUCAAAUUCAGAAACACUACUGCAGUGCUCCGAUGUCAUUAAACCAUCAUUUUAGUCUGUUAGGGAUGGUUUCAGCUCUGUUUAACUGGGUCAAGAACAAUUUGCAAAACAAUUCUUUGGAUUUGUUUUAAACCGUUAUAAUUUCUCUAUGCGUUAGACAAAGCAAAUAGUGGCUAAUGUAUCCUCCUUUAGAUAAAAGAAAGAAUCAAACUGUCACUACUUACCUGUGACUUUUCAAACUGACGUGUGGUCAAACACCACUAUCUGUCUCUAUGAAGAGUUUAAAACAACCACUAAGAAUUAUUUUCACUAUGAUGUGACCAUAUUCACUGUUGUCUUAAGCAGCACACCAAGUUUGACUGUUAUUCAUAAUGUUGGUUAUGUAGCAUGUUUUUUUUUAUUUCCCUUGUUUACAGAUGUCAGAAACUCUUCCAAUAUUCAAAACUGAUAAUUUGGCCAAUUUUAGAUAAUCUGAAUUGUUCAUCACAGGUCGGACUGUGUGAAUGCUAAGCUGGGUUCAUCUAUAUACAAACAUGCUAUUUGACUUUACUGUGCAAAGGCCACUGAGAUCGAGGUUAUGCAUUUUGAAAUAUAAUAUCAUAUUGCAAAUUGUGAUCCAUAAUGAGCCUAAUUGUUUUGGGUUUUUUCUUUCUUUUUUUUUUUGAUGUUGCAACAUGGUUUAUCAGUUUGCUUGUUUUAAAUUAGACAAAAAAUAAAUAAUGGUGCUGAAAACAACGUUUUACAAACCUUUAGCUGUUUUACUUUUCCUUCAUGGGUACGACAAUUUUUCAGGAGUGCAAUUUUUUCAUUCUAGUGUGUCAUUUUCAAAUGUCACCAUGCUGUGAGAACAAAUCUUUUUAAAAAGAAAUACAGUUUUGUUUUAUAUUGCUAUGUAUUUUGAGAAACGCUUCAAGUGUGAUGAAGUGUAUAAGCAUUUAUUUCAGAACACAAGAGUGUGGUGAGAGCUAGUUUAUCGACUCGAAAUCAUAAAUAAGACUUGCUGUAUGAGAUAAAACCUUCUCACUUAAUGCAUUUACUGUUCAGGUAUAGUACUUUACAUUUAUGUGCUUUGCUAAAUAACAUCAUAACUGUUUACCUUUUCAAUUAUUUUUCACCUCACAUUUGGAGACCAAGACUUAACUCUAGUCAGGGUGUUAGGGAACUUUGAGUAAAGGCCCAUUUUGGUUUAAUAUGGAGUGCAUGUUCUCUAAAAAUUACCACUUUGUUCCACUGUAUGUUUCGCACAACUGGAGCAUGUUCUCAUAUUUUCAGCAGAUGUCAGAUUUCAUCUCUGAGCUAAUUUCUUUGAUAUUCACUACCUGUAAGGAUGAAGCAUGCACUUAUGUUAAAUAUCAGCUCACAAAUUUUUCAUUGGAGGUCACGAAGAUAAAUGCGGAAGUUGCCCAGUUCAUCGCGGCCUCACUUUGUGCAGCAACAGUGUUUCUAUUUCACAGUCCUGUGAUUGCAAUAUUGGUAUUAAGUUGUUGCCAAAAAAUUAAGUUUAAACAAUGGAGGUCUUGUUUCUGGGAUUUUUUUCAGAUUUUUAUUAUUGGUUCUGAGAUUGUGUUUGGGGGUUAAGGAGAGGCAAAGCAAAAAUGUCAUUAUUUCUUUGUUUGAAUGUGAAUUACUAAGAUUUCUUUCCUCAUGUUAUCUUUUAGUUAUUUUAACAGUGAUUAUGGUUUAAACGGCUUGCAUAAAAGUGAAACUAUGAAAUGGCUUUGUUGUAUUUUGUAUUUACAAAGUUCUCAUGACUCUUCAAGGACAAUAACAAUGAAUGUUGCACACAAAGCACUACAGAAUAACUGGAUUUACUUGAUUUUUUUCAGUGUUGUGUCACAAUUAAAAGCUAUUGCCGGCA